This is a messenger RNA of Entrophospora candida, 225 nucleotides long. The record is from the annotation of a GenBank genome assembly. Lineage: Eukaryota; Fungi; Glomeromycota; Glomeromycetes; Entrophosporales; Entrophosporaceae.
AUGCCUCCUCAAAAAAAAUUAAGAAAACAUUUGAAAAAAAUAGCUUUAACUAGUCUUGCAAAUUGCAGAUUGAAAAAAUAUAAUAAAGAAUUCUCUAAAACUCAACUUAUUGAAACCUUGAAAUCUAUGAGUUCAAAUGAACUUCAAGAAAUCAUCCAUGAAAUUAACUCAAAUGAAUCUCAAGAAAUUACUUGUGAAGUUAGCUCUGAUGAACUUCAGGAAACU